Molecule: messenger RNA, 369 nt
Organism: Parnassius apollo (apollo)
Lineage: Eukaryota; Metazoa; Arthropoda; Insecta; Lepidoptera; Papilionidae
Source: the annotation of a GenBank genome assembly
AUGGAUUCAGAAAUCGUAAAAGACAAACCUCUUACAAAAGAAGAGACAAAGUCUUUGCUUGGACUAAUAGAAGGUAUUGAGACUGUGGCCGCUGACUACCAAGUGUUGGAUGUAGUUGACCAAAAUUUAAUAAUUCCUAAUAAAACCAAGAGGCUUACAUUUGGUAAACCUAGAGCAGUGAAAAAGAAAUUUAAGCCAGAUGAGAACAGGACAGCCAGGAACACUGCAAAAGCUGAAUAUUAUUCAGCGAAAAAACAAUGCUUGGAUGCCAAAUUAAAUAAUAUUAAUUUAGAAAAUGAUUAUUUAAAACUAAAAAAUGUAGAACUUAAAUUGAAUAAUGAAAAGCUUACGUUAGAGACUGAGAAUUAG